AUGGCAAUCUGGUAUGCGCUAGGUAUUGCGUUCUUCGCUGCCAUCGGCACGUUCUUGUUUGGCUUCGAUACUGGCAUUGCCACAACGACGAUCGCCCAUCAAAGUUGGAUUGAUUAUAUGGAACAUCCAUCCAAUGGCCUCACAGGAGCUGUUGUAGCCGUGUAUAUUGCCGGUGAGGCAGUUGGCGCCCUAGUACAAACGUUCGUCGGCGACCGACUCGGCCGUAUCCGAUUCAUGCAAAUGAUGUGUGUGAUUGUAACAAUCGGCACCACAAUCCAAACCGCCUCCGUCAACAUAGGCAUGUUCCUCGCCGGCCGUGCCCUAGCCGGUCUUGCAGUAGGUGGUAUGGUCGGCACAGUUCCAAUUUAUCUCAGCGAAAUCUCCGACCCUCGAUACCGUGGUCUGAUCGGUGGUAUAUCUGGCUGCGGUAUCUCCUUCGGAACCAUGAUGUCCAACUGGGUCGGCUUUGCAUGCAGCUACGCCCCCUACGGUGCUGUCCAAUGGCGACUGCCGCUUGCCAUUCAGAUCCCCUGGGGUAUUAUCAUGUUUAUCGGUCUUGCUACUUUCAUGCCCAACUCGCCGCGUCAACUAAUUCGCGUUGGCAAGCCGGACCUUGCGCGCAAUGAGUUUGCACGCAUUCGUCGUGGAAUGGUUCUUCACGAGAUGGAGGAGGAGUUUGGUCUCAUGAAGGCGCAGAUUGAGUAUGAGAUGGAGCGAGAGAUUACUUCUUACCGUGCCAUCUUCAAGCUGUUCAGACACCGUGUUCUUGUGUCUAUUGCUGUGCAGACUAUGACCAGUUUGACCGGUGUCAACGUCAUUCAAUACUAUCAGACUAUUCUAUACAAGAGUCUCGGAAUCGGAUCUCACACGAUCCUCGCUCUGGCUGCGGUCUACGGCACUUUCGCCUUCCUGUCCAACUCCAUCACCACCAAGUACCUGACUGACCAGUGGGGCCGUCGCAAGAUGAUUCUGACUGGAUUGGCUGGCAUUGUGCUGAUUGAGAUCUACGCCGCGGUGAUGCAAAGAUGUUUCCAGAACACCGACAACCGCGUCGGCAAGGGCUUCGCUAUUCUUGGAAUCUACCUAUUCGUUGUCUGCUACUAUGGUAUGCUCAACAGUACCACCUGGCUUUACGGUGCCGAGGUCCUUCCAAUGGCCCUCCGCAGUAAAGUGAUGGGUCUUGCAGCCUCGUCUCACUUCAUCGUCAACGUCGCAAUCACCGAGGCUGGCCCAAGCGCUUUUGCCAAAAUUCGCGAGAACUACUACUACGUCUUCGUAGGAUGCUCUUUGUUCUUCCUGGUGAUCGCUUACUUCUACUUCCCUGAAACCAAACAAAAGACCCUUGAAGAAGUGGCUGCUGCAUUCGGCGACCAGCUUGUCGACACAGACGCCAACUUCAAGCGUGCGGCCAGCGUUGUUGGAGACACACAGCACGUCGAGGAGAGUGUUGAGGUUACCAAGGCGGUCUAG
Penicillium bovifimosum is the source of this 1470-nucleotide messenger RNA. RefSeq lists its product as uncharacterized. Gene Ontology annotation, molecular function: carbohydrate:proton symporter activity. Bases 1 to 1470 code for a protein of 489 amino acids. The record is from RefSeq and is a predicted model, not a curated record. NCBI's taxonomy places the organism in Eukaryota, Fungi, Ascomycota, Eurotiomycetes, Eurotiales, Aspergillaceae. Gene Ontology annotation, cellular component: membrane. The transcript is spliced from 11 exons. Gene Ontology annotation, biological process: carbohydrate transport; transmembrane transport.